This is a messenger RNA of Mercenaria mercenaria, 758 nucleotides long. Its product is annotated as transmembrane protein 47-like. The transcript has 4 exons. Lineage: Eukaryota; Metazoa; Mollusca; Bivalvia; Venerida; Veneridae. The coding region runs from base 159 to 758 and encodes 199 amino acids. The record is from RefSeq and is a predicted model, not a curated record. Gene Ontology annotation, biological process: cell-cell adhesion. Gene Ontology annotation, cellular component: membrane; cell-cell junction.
GAAACUACCGACUAAUGCCGAUCAAUAACCGGACGGCACACAGUCCGUCUAGUACUGAUGCUCGGGAAUUUUGAUGUGCCCGGUUCCCGGACGUGCAACAUGAGCAUCUUUGAUAAGACAGCAUUAUCAAAUGAAGAUCGUCAGCGGUUUUGGAGAUAAUGGGUGAACAAGUUACGGUUAUAACACCAGUGAAAAUAAUAGCAGAAGUGCUGUCCGUUAUAACUGUGGUAUGGUUGAUUGUGUCAGUGGCUGGUGAAGGUUGGGUGGUUGUGCGUUUUUUGUACUUUGAGGAUCGAACAUGGACCUGGGGUCUGUGGAGGACAUGCAACAAACUCGAGGAAGCGUUUAGCGUCUGCAUAAAAGAAGAAUGGUUAACGGUGUGUUUGGUGUUCAGUAUCAUGGCUUUGAUUCUGUCCCUGGCUGCUACAGUCUGCGGGGUACUAGGCAUGAGGGACACUGAAAGCAGAAGGAACAUAUUCUACACAGUGGCGGCGGGAUUUCUUUCAGUUGUCGCCUUACUGGAGUUUAUGGUAGUGGUGAUAUUCCCUGUGAAGUUUGGUGAAGACAUCAAGAAAGCCGAGGCAGUCCGGCGGUGGGAUUUUGACUGGGCAUACGGGUUUGCCUGGGGAGGACUUCUCUUCAGUAUUGGUGCGGCAGUCUUCUUUGUAAUACCCAAGAGUUGUCCUUCUAGCAAGUCUGCACGAGGGAAUGGAGACUAUUCUAAAGAUUUUAGAGAGAGCACUAGAAAUGACCAGUGA